AUUUAAUAAUGCUAACAGAACAGAAUUUAGACUGUCUGUGAAUAUGCAUUAUGGACAUAGUGCUGUUACCGCAUGUAGAGGUCUAAAGGUUGACUCCCUAGUAAGUAGGGGAAAACUGGGUGUUUUGCAGCUGUAUAUAUAUAUACUGUAUAUACAUGAGCAAAACUGAAUGCUAAACAUACAGACAGCUGUGAGAAUGACUUUGCUUUUUUGGUUUUUAGUAAAUCUGCAGAUUAAAAUGAGCCCAUGUCCUAGACAGGGUUUUUGCAAAAAGCUUGGCAUGACUCAGAUCAGGUUAUAACAGAUUCUUCAAAAACCUGAAGAACAGGUCUACUGUGUAAACACAGCUUAAGCAAAUAUACAGAAAAUGCUUUGGACAGUGCAGAAGGAGAACAUCUGUCAGGUAGAGGUUUAAUAUACGUUUCAGUUUUCAGAAAUGGCAGAAAAAGAGGCGUUAUCUGGUGGUAGCAGUCGGUCAGCACAGAGUGGACUCGCGGCGCCCUCUGCAGGCAGCCACAGCGUACUGCAGGACGGACUGAGCUUCACUCCACUGGACUCUAAGGACGACGGGGCUGUCCAGCCUUUCCCCCGCUCUCCAAAACUACAGAGGAAGAUCGCCAACGCUGCACGGCCCUCUCAGGAGCAGCUGUCCAGACAUCUGGAGGAGCUGCAGGCAGAGAGGACCAGGACUGAGGCUCACAUCCAGUCUCUGAAGAAACGCAAGGCAGAUCUCUCUAAGAGCACAGAGGUGAUGAAGCAGCAGGUCAGAGAGCGCUUCGAGAACAUGCGGCGUGUCUUGGAGCAGGACGAGCAGGCCGUCCAGGACACUCUGGAGGUGGACCUGAGACAGACCAGGACCAAACUGGACCAGGUUCUAAAAGACUGGAAACACCACCAGGACCGGGUCGCUAAGAGCAUCGGCAGCAUCCAGAGAGCGCUGAGCAGCAGCAGCGGCAGCACCGCGGCAGAGGACGAGGAGAAGGGUCAGUCUGAGAAUCUGAGCGCGAAGAAGCCGAACGCCUCGGAGGAGGAAAUCCGACUGAAUGAAGAGAGAUUUGAAAAGCUCCUAAAAACAUUAUCCUCCGUCUCCAGACACCUGAGAGCUCAGCUGCAGAGGAAGACUCUACUGUUAGAUUCGUCCCCCGUGGUGAUUGACAGGCAGACUUGCCAUAGCCAGAUCACGGUGACCUCAGAGGGGCGGGGCAUGUUCUUCUCAGGCUCCGCCCGUUCCGCUCCGGAGCAUCCCCUCCAGUUUGACAAAGUGUCCUGCGCUCUGGGCUCGUCUCCGGUAACAGCCGGCGAGAGUUACUGGGAGGUGGACGUCCGCUGCUGCUCUUCCUGGGCCGUGGGCGCGGCCUACGCCCGCCUGGACAGGAAGGGCCGGGACAAGGGCGCCAAACUGGGCCGAAACAGGAACUCCUGGUGCGUGGAGCUUCGGGACGGCCGCCUCUCCGCUUGGCACAACGACCGGCACGUGGCGUGCCAGGGCGUCGGGCAAGCGCCGCUGGGUAAGGUGGGAGUGUGGGUGAGCUACGACAAGGGCCAGCUGAUGUUUUACGACGCGGACACCAUGGUGGUCCUGCAGAGGUUCUCGGCGGCCGUGACGCCGGUGUUCGACAGGGCUCAUCACCAGUUCACCGAGCCUCUGUACCCGGCCGUACGCUUCCUGAAACCAACAGAGAACCUGAUGUGUCCAAAUCACCUGGAGCUCUGUCACCUCAACACUCCGUGAUACUGCAGUCUCACUCCAGAGACUCCAUCUGAAUGUCUUGCUAUUGAUGAUGUGUGCAGUCUUUUUCUGUCCCUACAUAUACAGCGUUACAGUAGAACACAUCAUGAUACGUGAGAACAAAUGAGACAAACUGACCUGAAGUCAAUGUCCAGCAGCAGACUCUGCAUCGGCUUAUGAAUCUGCUCCAGGUUUCGCAGCUUGAUCAGCUCCUGAAGUCUGGCACAAACAACAACAACAACAACAAGUAUUGACUAAAAACUUCAUAAAAAAAUGAUUUCUAACGGUGUUUAAAAUCUCAGUCAUGUGAUCAUUUUGUUACUAUUGGCCAAACUUCUGUGUAUUUCCGCUGUAUAUAAUGCAUAAAGUUGGCUCCCUGUGGCUUUUUAAAAAUGGAAA
Messenger RNA from Sebastes umbrosus (honeycomb rockfish), 2128 nucleotides. RefSeq names its product tripartite motif-containing protein 14. Bases 437 to 1732 code for a protein of 431 amino acids. Gene Ontology annotation, molecular function: protein binding. The transcript has 6 exons. Lineage: Eukaryota; Metazoa; Chordata; Actinopteri; Perciformes; Sebastidae. The record is from RefSeq and is a predicted model, not a curated record.